This is a messenger RNA of Notolabrus celidotus (New Zealand spotty), 2645 nucleotides long. It is a transcript of the gene slc12a8, whose product is annotated as solute carrier family 12 member 8. Gene Ontology annotation, biological process: chloride transmembrane transport; cell volume homeostasis; potassium ion import across plasma membrane. The record is from RefSeq and is a predicted model, not a curated record. Gene Ontology annotation, cellular component: membrane. Bases 207 to 2474 code for a protein of 755 amino acids. The transcript is spliced from 13 exons. NCBI's taxonomy places the organism in Eukaryota, Metazoa, Chordata, Actinopteri, Labriformes, Labridae. Gene Ontology annotation, molecular function: potassium:chloride symporter activity.
CGGGUCUCCUCGUGCAGCACCUGUUGCUGUUUGACCGGGAUAGGCGGGACUAUCGGCUGUAAUCCAGACAGAGUAAACUAAUGCAGUCUGAAUAGUGCUCAUGCAUCAAACUCUAAACUGAAUUAUUUCAUGGUUUCGUACCACAUUCCACCUUCAUUUCACUUAGAGCACACAGGACCACCUGUGGAAGCGGAACUAAGGUCGGGAUGGACCCCGUGCCAAUAGGCUGGACUGUGCACACCUGUGAGCAGAGCGGUGAUGGGACAGGCCUCAUAAAUAGGGGGGCCCAGGAUGCAGAGACCAACUCACAUAUCCAUGAUCUCUUUCAUGAAGACGCACAGGGCUUCCAGCAGUCCAGCCAGCCAUGGUGGAGGAUCAAUAUGUUUGUGUGGGAGCCGGUGCUCUUUGGUACCUGGGAUGGAGUUUUCACCACUUGCAUGAUCAACAUCUUUGGCGUGGUUCUGUUUCUACGUACCGGCUACCUGGUGGGGAACACGGGUGUUCCGCUCGGGAUGUUCCUGGUCUCCUUGGUCGUGUUGGUUGCUUUGGUGACAGUGAUGUCAGGGAUCGGAGUGUGUGAGCACUGUGGUGUUAGGAGUGGAGGAAUCUACUCCAUGAUCUCUACAGUCCUGGGUGGCAGGGUGGGAGGCACCGUGGGCCUCCUUUACGUGUUUGGGCAGUGUGUAGCUGGAGCCAUGUACAUCACAGGUUUUUCUGAGUCUGUGGCAGAGCUCCUGCAUCUACAGAGCCAGUGGGCCGUUCAGGGUAUGUCCAUAGCAGUACUGCUGGCACUGCUUGGUAUUAACCUGGCUGGUGUCAAGUGGAUUGUCCGACUCCAACUGGUGCUACUGGCCGUGCUCGCUGUCUCCACGCUGGACUUUGUUAUUGGCACCUUCACCCACCUGGACCCAGAACACGGCUUCAUCGGUUACUCAGCCGGCCUGCUCAGCAGCAACACCAUGCCAGAUUACAGCACAGGAGAAAACUUCUUCACAGUCUUUGGAGUCUUCUUUCCCGCUGCUACAGGGGUUAUGGCAGGCUUCAACAUGAGCCCAGACCUUCAGAGGCCUGAACACAACAUCCCCGUGGGGACACUGGCAGCUGUCUUCACCUCGUGGUUCCUGUAUCUGGUCUUUGUCUUCCUCCUGGGGGCCAUCUGCACCAGAGAAGCUCUGCGCUAUGACUUCUUGAUAGCAGAGAAGGUCUCCUUGGUGGGUUUCCUCUUUCUGCUGGGCCUCUACAUCUCCUCCCUGGCUUCCUGCAUGGGCGGCCUGUACGGUGCACCCAGGAUCCUGCAGUGCAUCGCCCAGGAGAGGGUCAUCCCUGCUCUGGGCUUUCUUGGACGAGGGAAAGGCCCAAACAGGACUCCAGUUGCAGCUAUCUGCCUGACCAGCCUGCUGACCAUGGUCUUUGUCUUCAUCGGUAGGGUCAACGUCCUGGCCCCAAUCGUCAGCAUCAACUUCAUGCUCACCUACAGCUUCAUUGACUACUCAUACUUCAGUGUUGCCAUGACCUUCAAGCUGCAGAGUAAAGACAAGAGGGGCACUCUUCUACUUAGACACAGAAACCAGCGCAGGUCCAACAGGCAGAUCUCAAUGCCUCUGAUCGGGAACACUCUCCCAAACUAUGGGAGUGGAGGUGGGAGCCUGCAUGGGAAAGGGACACUGUUGGAGUUCACCAAAGACAUGGACCAGAUAUUUCCUCCCCUAUCAAAUGUUGAUGUCGGAGCUGGGAAGACCCUCUCAAAGCAAAAGCCAAAGAGUGCAAACAAAGGAAGAAAGGCUUAUGUAACAACCAAGCAGAAGCUGUUGGACAGCUACGGCUUUGACGUCAACAGCAACUUGUUCUCAGAUGAAAAUGAAGAGAUAAGUUCAGCUUCUAUACAAGAGGAAGCUGAGGUGCUGGGUGGAGGCAUGUGGCCCAGGGCAGGAGAUGAACAAGAGCAAGAAGCUGAAUACCAUUCAAAAACACAUCAUGUGGAGCAGGAUCCCUCUGCCUUCCCUCACACACACAGUGCAGAUCUUUCAGGUGCUGGAGGUAAAAUAGAGCACCGCUACGUUGAAAUCAAACCGAUGCAGGACUCGGUCUAUGCAAAAUUCUGCAACCACUGGGUUGCUCUUCUAGGGGCAUUAACCUCCAUAUUGAUUAUGUUUGUUAUUCAGUGGCUCUAUGCCUUAGCAAACAUAGUCGUUGCCUUGCUGCUCUUCCUCUACAUCGGGAAAACAAGUCCUGGACUACCCAUAGGUAUUGCAGCCCGAUUUAGCUUUUUCACAUGGCUCAAAUCAACAGUGAAAAGCAUUUGCAGGAGCAAAGGACCCCCUCAGGAGGAGAUGGUGGUCACGCCUUCCCUUUCGGGGGUCGGCCUGAAAACCAAACAGCUGACAGAGGAAAACGCUGACUUUGCCUCUCGUCACCGCCAUCACCAAUCCUCAUUUAUCAGGGCAGACAAGAUGGUGCAACCAGCACUCCACUGACCAACUGAGACAAGGCUUUAUGCAUGGAACAGCUGAAAGCCUGCAAACACUUUAUCAGCCUCAGACUGUGCCUCAUGUUGUCCUUAUUCUGUAACUUUAUUGUAUUUAACAAAGACAUUUAUUAUUUAAGGUUUAUUUCUCUUCCAUGAAAAUAAACUGAUUUAAAAGUGA